Messenger RNA from Pyrus x bretschneideri (Chinese white pear), 2913 nucleotides. Its product is annotated as cleavage and polyadenylation specificity factor subunit 6-like. Gene Ontology annotation, cellular component: mRNA cleavage and polyadenylation specificity factor complex. The transcript is spliced from 2 exons. NCBI's taxonomy places the organism in Eukaryota, Viridiplantae, Streptophyta, Magnoliopsida, Rosales, Rosaceae. Gene Ontology annotation, biological process: mRNA alternative polyadenylation. Bases 493 to 2469 code for a protein of 658 amino acids. Gene Ontology annotation, molecular function: mRNA binding. The record is from RefSeq and is a predicted model, not a curated record.
GUUUGUGUUUUCUGUUUCUUCUGUCAGAUUUGCAAUUUCAUUUCUUUCCUGCGAUUCUGUGAACCGCGUGUGCUUGGGUUAAUCUGAUAUUUAAUUAAUGUAAUUAUCCUGUGAUUUGUCAAGCGGAUUAUGGUAUUUCUGAUUUAGGUUUUGAUUUAUCUUUUUCCCAGCAAUUUCAUGAGAUGGGUAGUUGGUGGGCGGUGGACAUUUUGUUGCUGCUGUUGUUUUCUUUAGAUCGUGUUAUUAUCUUUUUGUCGUCGAUGAUGAUCGAAGUUAUACUGUUUUGAAUUUGAUUAGUUGAUGAUGGAAGAUGGGCUGUUUUGUAUUUCAUUUGUUGCUAAAUAUGUUGUUACAACUUCCUUGUAUCCUCAUAGUUUCAUAGUUGUUACCUCGUUUUCAUGCUGUAUAUCCGAGGUAGAAGAACCGAUUUGAAUUUUCAGGUAGAGAUAGAGAUUGGUCAACUCGACGUCGAGUAUAUAUUAGUUGGCCUAGAUGGAUCCGAUGGGUGAUGAGCAAAUAGAUUAUGAAGAUGAGGAAUAUGGUGGGUCUCAGAAGCUUCAGUAUCAGGGAAGUGGAGCCAUCUCUGCGCUUGCAGAUGAAGAGGCGAUGGUAGAAGAUGAUGAGUACGAUGAUCUGUAUAAUGAUGUUAAUGUUGGAGAGGGUUUCAUGCAGAUGCACCGAUCUGAGGCACCAGUUCCACCUGGUGGAGUUGGCAAUGGAGGACUCCAAGCACAGAAAACUAAUGUUCCUGAACCAAGAGCUCAAGCUGGUGUCUCUCAGGACCUGAAAAUUCCUGGGGUUUCAGUUCAAGGGAAGUAUUCUGGUGCUGGAGCCCAGUUUCCGGAACAGAAUCAGCCACUAGUGGCGAAGGAGCCAGAACUGGGAUCCACAGGUUAUGUGGGUGGGGCUUCUGGAUCACAGAAGGGGAGGGUUAUGGAGAUGACUCAUGAUACUCAAGUCAGACAAAUGGGGUUUCAGGGGUCAACAACUAUACCCCCAAAUGUCAGUAUUGAUUCUUCUGAUAUUACCGGAAAAGGUAAUAGUGAGUUUAUUCCGUCACUGAAUCCUGGCACUGCUGGUCCUCCGGGAGCUGCACCGAUACCGACUAAUCAAAUGAGUAUCAAGAUAAAUGCUAAUCGUCCAAUGGUUAAUGAAAACCAAAUCCGGCCACCAAUUGAGAAUGGUUCGGCUAUGCUGUUUGUGGGAGAACUACAUUGGUGGACAACUGAUGCUGAGAUCGAAAGUGUUUUAUCUCAGUAUGGAAGGGUCAAGGAAAUUAAGUUUUUUGAUGAGAGGGCCAGUGGUAAGUCCAAAGGGUAUUGUCAGGUUGAGUUUCAUGAUCCAGCUGCUGCAACUGCAUGCAAAGAGGGAAUGGAUGGUUAUGUUUUCAACGGGAGAGCUUGUGUUGUAGCUUUUGCUUCUCCGCAGACCUUGAAACAGAUGGGAGCUUCUUAUUUGAGCAAAUCACAAGGCCAGGCUCAGGCUCAGCAACCAGGAAGAAGGCCCAUGAAUGAUGGUGUUGGGAGGGGGGCAGGUGUGAAUUUUCAAGCGGGAGACACAGGAGGGAGGAAUUUUGGAAGGGGUGGAUGGGGACGAGGUGGACAGGGAGGAAGAGGUCCUGGAGGUGGAGGACCAAUGAGGGGAAGAGGAGGGGCCAUGGGUGUGAAGAAUAUGGUUGGGAAUCCUGCUGGUGUUGGAACUGGCGCUAAUGGAGGAGGCUAUGGACAGGGUCUCGGGGGUCCUGGAUUUGGUGGUCCUGUAGGAAUGAUGAAUCCUCAGGGUAUGAUGGGUUCUGGAUUUGAUCCAACAUAUAUGGGUCGAGGAGGUGGUUAUGGAGGGUUUCCAGGUCCUGCCUUUCCUGGAAUGCUUCCUCAAUUUCCUGGUGUUAAUACAAUGGGACUUGCCGGGGUGGCUCCUCAUGUAAACCCAGCAUUCUUUGGCAGGGGAAUGGCAGCUAAUGGGAUGGGGAUGAUGGGUUCUUCUGGAAUGGAGGGACAUCAUGCAGGGAUGUGGAAUGACCCAAGCAUGGGGGCCUGGGGAGGAGAAGAACAUGGUCGAAGAACUAGGGAGUCAAGUUAUGGUGGUGAUGAUAAUGCUUCUGAGUAUGGAUAUGGUGACACAAAUAAUGAGAAAGGAGCAAGGUCAAGUGCUGCCUCAAGGGAAAAAGAACGGGGAUCUGAGCGUGACUGGUCAGGAAACUCUGAGAGGAGGCAUCGUGAUGGUAGAGAACAAGACUAUGAAAGGUCUGAAAGGGGGGAGCACAGGGAGCAUCGUUACAAGGAAGAAAAAGAUAGUUAUCGAGACCAUCGGCAGAGAGAUCGUGACGGGGUUUAUGAGGAUGACUGGGACAGAGGUCAGUCUUCUUCAAGACCUCGUAGUCGUAGCAGGUCCAAAGCAGUGCCAGAGGAUGAUCAUCGGUCUAGAUCAAGGGAUGUUGAUUAUAAGAGGAGACGGUUGCCAUCUGAGUGACAGAGUUAGAUCGUUACCUUCUAUGGCAGGUCUUUGAGAGACUGCAGAAUAUAAAUUCUGACUAUUACUAUAUGUAGCUUUUGAUACGUACAGUGAAUCUGCAUUCUUCCUCUGGGCUUCACCGGGCCUACUGCCUACCAAUAAGCGUGGUUUCUUGAAGGAGAAGUAAGUUCUACCAGUGUGCAUAGGAGGGAAGGAUCAGUUCCCCCUUUGCUUUAUUAUACUGCUUUCCACAGAACAUUUAGCUGUCACUAUUAAUAUUUGUGUGCUUAAAAACAAUUAGAAACUUUUAGUAGCAUACCAAUGAAGAUAUAGCUGUGGGGUUUGGCUACUCAUUUCCUGCAGUAGUAUCUUCUUGGUUUAAUAACUAUGCUACCUAGUUUCUUCAAGACAAUUGCUUUAUUGGGUUUGUGAUAUUAUAGUUUGAAAACUUCUUGUGCUCUA